AUGUCAGAUAAUACAGAUGAUUAUUCAUAUGAUUAUGAAUAUUUAUAUAAAAUAGUAUUAAUUGGAGAUUCAGGAGUUGGAAAAUCAAAUUUAUUAUCAAGAUUUACAAGAGAUGAAUUUAAUUUAGAAAGUAGAUCAACAAUUGGAGUUGAAUUUGCAACAAGAACAGUUGAAAUUGAUGGUAAAAGAGUUAAAGCACAAAUUUGGGAUACUGCAGGACAAGAAAGAUAUAGAGCAAUUACAUCUGCUUAUUAUAGAGGUGCAGUAGGAGCUUUAAUAGUUUAUGAUAUUUCAAAAACAGAAAGUUAUGAAAGUGUUAGUAGAUGGUUAAAAGAAUUAAAAGAACACGCUGAUGCAAAUAUAAUAAUAGAAUUAGUUGGUAAUAAAUCUGAUUUAGAUCAUUUAAGAGCUGUACCAACAGAUGAAGCAAAAAAUUUUGCAUUAGAAAAUAAUUUAUUAUUUACUGAAGCUUCAGCAUUAAGUUCUGAUAAUGUUGAUUUAAGUUUUCAUCAAUUAUUAAAAAAUAUUUAUGAAAUGAUUUCAAAACAUCAAUUAGAUAUUAAUGAACAAAGUGGUGGAUUAAAAACAAGUAAUAAUGGUCCUACUAUAAGUUUAACUCCUGCUCCAAAAGAUAAAAAUAAAAGUAAAAAUAAUGGUGGAUGUUGUUAA
Messenger RNA from Lodderomyces jiufengensis, 669 nucleotides. RefSeq names its product Rab family GTPase (gene YPT31). Gene Ontology annotation, cellular component: recycling endosome. The transcript has a single exon. NCBI's taxonomy places the organism in Eukaryota, Fungi, Ascomycota, Pichiomycetes, Serinales, Debaryomycetaceae. The record is from RefSeq and is a predicted model, not a curated record. Gene Ontology annotation, molecular function: GTPase activity; GTP binding. The coding region runs from base 1 to 669 and encodes 222 amino acids. Gene Ontology annotation, biological process: exocytosis.